GCUAAACUGCUUUAGACGCGUUGGCACAGAAUUGAUUUUCUGUGUUUAAACGUAGCCACGUGUUGGAUAUCCAGGCUUUUGUUUCGGAGAUGAAUUACUUAAUAGCAUGGGUAGUGGCUGCUCUAAAGAAGAACUGAGAGCGGAACCAGAGUAUCUGAGGCCAAUCGAAGGGUCAGAUAGACACUAUCACAGCCGGGUGAACUAUACUGAUAUCCAACUGCCUAGAAGUCUGCCGGUAGACAAGGUAGGGGAUAACAAAAGGAAAUCCUAUGAGGUGCAGCAUGCGGACAAAUACGGUUAUCAGAAUGUGGAUGAAUAUGGGAAACUGCAUGAUCACUACGCACAGCGCAACACACAAGCAUGUCGAUGCCAAGACGAGUGCUGUGCUCCUGACAGUUGUCUUCCACCAUCUCAGUGUUGUGGCAGAAGCAAGUCAUUGCCCGCUGCGAGUAGACGGGAUUCGGUACACAAAGAAUAUACUUCGCACUACGAAAGGAACGUUGGUACUAUAAUCCCGAUAACAAAAGCAGUGUCCUCUGGAACGCCGGAGAUUUCAAAAAGCCUGGUUGAGCCAGACGCACCUGAAGGAGGGUGGAAGUUACUGUUCGUUGACCAGCAGACUCAAGUGGAGGUGAAUACAAUCGUAGUUAGAGGAGAUGAUGGCAAACUACAUCUUUGUACGAACCACGCAGUUAGAAAUAGGGAAGGUGCAGCUGCGGUUGAAAAGGGGACUUUUCACAUUGCUGUUACUCAAACACUUCCGUUAAAAAUUGAAAAAAUUACGGGGAUUGGCACGCAACAUGUUGUACAUUCGCAACUUCAGGCGCCCCAGGAUGAAGCAGAAACACAACACCGGUACUUCACCGAGGGAGUAGACGCAAGUCCAAUUGCUGUUGAUAGGAUCCAACAGCCGCUUGCAGAGAACAGUUUUAUUAUGCCAGAGAUGACAGAACAAGACUCAAUUCCCAAAUUCAUUUACAUGGGCGCUGAGCCAAGAAAAACCCGAUCUCGAAGUCCCAGGGUGCUACUGAUACCAUCACGCCAAAGUAGGAUUCCAGUGGUCCAUGCAAAAGAGCAGAAGUCAGAAUCACAAACGUCAUGCGCAAAGCAUCCUUCUCAAUGCACCUGCACCGGAUCGAGUUGCUGUGAGGAUUAUGGAACGGCAAUAGUGCCUGAUUAUCAGCUUCCUCGCUCUGACAACGACGAAAUAGGCGCAUCCAGACAGUUGGAUAAAACAGAACCCCUUUACAAUGGUCAAACACUAAGCAACUAUGAAAACACUCGCUUUCUUGUUGAACCUGUGAUUACACCAGUGUACGUAUCUUCAAAUGUAAAAUGCAGACCCAAACCAGUAGGUGUUCAUGAACAGGACGCUGCGCUUGACUGCAAUUUAACCGGCCAAGCGACAAACAGCAGUGCUUAUACCGACAGAUUUUUGUGCCGAAGUCAUGGCAUUCCGGGAGCCUAUCAGCUCAUACCCCUAGAUAACUCCUCUUACGGUAAUUGUGAUAGGCAUGCUAGAGUGAAACGGAAGGGGUUUGAAAAAAGGACAGUUGACGACACUCCUUCAAUUUCAAACGCAAUUGGCGUGAUGAGGCGCGGGUCACAGAGAACCAGCGCAUACCCCAAAGAAUUUUCGAAAAGUCAACUGGCGUUUUACGGCGUCAGGUCACAUGGUGUCACCUCUUGUUCCACAGCAUGCGUUGCAAACGGUCAAGGGGAAUGUCUCGUAUUUGCUGCCGAACUAAACGAGUUAUGUGCAAAUGAGACGGUUGAAGAGUGGACCGAAGACAUUCGUUCCGAUAAUGUGGACUCAUUCGUCGUAAUUUUGAACCUUGAAGGUGGUACUGCAAUGGAGGGUAAAAGGACUCUAUGUCGGAACCUGUUUAAUCGCUUAACUGGUAGGCUUAAAACUGAGCAACAGGUAGACGCCAAAACAACAAAGGCUCCUUCCUUUGAGCACAACAUGGUGCCUGAACUUCAGUCAAAGAGAAACGCUCAGGUCUAUACUCGUUUACCCCAAAUGAAACCAACCAUCAGCCUGGUAGAAGAACCGCCUCCACUGUGUCGUCAACCCACGCUUGUGGCAAAUGAAUUUCAAGAAAGAAUAAAGGACAGAUUAUGGCCAGUGAACACCCUAGAAGAGACCGAAUGUCCUCUGAACAACCGCACCUUACCUACUUACAACAGACCCGUUCGCGCUGCAGCACCGCACUAUGCUUCGAAUCCCUUGAAUGAACUAGACCUAGCACAACGCUUGGAUGAAUCAAACGUGAGAAAUAUAUCUAAGGCUGCAAUCCGAUAUGCGACUGAUACGCCAAAAAACAAAGUUUCUUCCCGUCCCUGUCUCUCAGGCGAGCGCUCGGAUUCCUAUGAUGGCUUGGAGAACAUGGCCACAGCGAAGGAGUGGAAGAACAGCAGUUAUCCUUCGAGUUUUCUGCCACCUAUUGAGAAGUGUGCUGCUUCCCGUGAUGAAGUUCUCUUGAACUAUAACCGCAAUAACAAACCUAACAUAAACAACGUGCGGCACACAUCAAAACAACAGAGUUCGGACGCCGCACUUCCUAGGCUUCGUGAUAGAAACUCAGGUUCUCAAAUGAUGAAUCAGCACAAUGCUGCAAAAUCAGCAGCAUCCAAAAACAAAGGAAAACAAAAAGGAUAUGAUUUACUGGUUGUGCAUCCUCCCCGAUGAACCAGUAUCCCAACUGGUUUCCUGACUCACUCGUAUUAGGCUGACUUUCUGCCCUAGAUUUCACAACAGCCCUCGGUAGUCAAAUGAUCUACUCCACCUAUGAUAUUUUGAAUAUCAUCCUGCGCACAACCAUUUUCACAAAUUCCAUUCUUUCUUGUGACACUUCACCUAGAGUUGCGCAUUCCUUGCAACUGUCUUCUAUGCAGCAAAUCAGCAACUUCACGUUCUUUUCAGCGAAAAGGCCAUUGGUUCCUUAAUAAAAUCGCCGCUGCGUGUGACUUUCCUGAUUAAUAUUAACGUGACUAUGGGAUCCAUAUACCAUUUGAAUUUGUUCCUAGUGGGUCGACUACACCAUGUGGGCGGAUACGAUGGCUCAAGUUUGGCGCACCGAGGUAGUUGAAUAUAAAAUGUGAUUUGUUGGUCCCACCAGUAUUUGACCACUGCCAAAGGCCCCGAAAAGGUUGGACUCAUAGCUUUAAUUUACUGGUGAUAUAUAUAUAUAUAUAUAU
This is a messenger RNA of Dicrocoelium dendriticum, 3201 nucleotides long. The record is from the annotation of a GenBank genome assembly. Lineage: Eukaryota; Metazoa; Platyhelminthes; Trematoda; Plagiorchiida; Dicrocoeliidae.